Caenorhabditis auriculariae is the source of this 15053-nucleotide messenger RNA. The record is from the annotation of a GenBank genome assembly. NCBI's taxonomy places the organism in Eukaryota, Metazoa, Nematoda, Chromadorea, Rhabditida, Rhabditidae.
AUGACGUCACUGCCUCAGUACGUCUUCUGGACCUCGCUGACGUCACUUUUAUUCGCGACCACUUUUACGGCUGGCGGGUGGGCUUUUCUUGUUUUUUUUUUUCUGGAUUGUAACUUUUGUAAAAAAAUUUUCAUCAAUUCCUUGGAUUGCUAUUAGGCCUUUUUUUGAGUAAUUUUAUCGCAAGUUCAAUUCAUUGAAAUGAGAAGAAAAAGAAGAAAAUCAAGGGGAAACAUUUGGAAGAUUCUGAUACCUUUUGUGUUAUAAGUUUUUUUAGUUUUUAGAACUUUUUUGGCAAUUUUUUUUCAACUUUUUGAAUGUGAUUUAUCUAGAAUUUUCAUUUUUCUAAUUUUUAGAAUGAUUUUUCAGCGAAAGAGAAUACAUUUAUUAGGUCGUUUACUAAGUUUCUUUCUUUUUUCGAUUGAAAGUUACUUGGUGUAUAACUUUUCAAUUUUGGAUUCAAACAGCAAACAAUUUCUCCCCCGUCAUCCUCAGCUAUCUGUUAACAUGACUGUUAACUUUGGAGUUCCUGACUUUAAAACGAGCAAUGAUAUACUCAAAAAGGGGCGACUAACUCGAUUUCAACUCCUCUUAGAAACAUUUUUUUUGUUUCUUCUGAAAACAUUUAUGAUUCAAUGUUUUGUAGUUGAUGACAACGAGGGAGGAUGGAAGUACAGAUAGAGUAGGCAAACUGACUUUUUAAACAAAAAACCAGCCUAAAAAUCUUUUUUCUUUAAAAGUUUCGGUCAGUGAUCAAUGACAAUGACAUGGUCGCUGAACAUUUAGACGCUUUUCUCAUCAAAGGCUUUGAGGAUGAUUUUGAUUUUUUGUGGUUAUUUAGUACAGACAUGGUCUGUAUCAGUCACAUUAUCUUCAGAAGGUCUAAACGUUCGACGCCGUCAGAGAGCCUCCAGAAGUUCAUCAAGCUGUCAUUUCAGUUGUUUACCGUUUCUCAAAAUUUUAGGCUGGAAAAAACUCAGUUGAACCACUUCUGCUUUGACACAUGGCUGCAGUGACCUUUGUUGUACUUGUUUUUUAUUAACUUGAGAGAUAGCAAAAGAACAGAAAAUUUGAGAGUGGAUAGAAACCACUGCCCUAGUGCUAUAAAAAUUUUUUGAUGAAAAAAGGCUGUAAAACUAAAUCCUCGAGUUUCACGGUAGCUGCCUGUUGCUAAUGUUGUGCCUUUAUACUUUUUCAAAACCUCAAACCUGAUAGAUAAUUACAAAUGUACUUCGGGGAAAAUCAAACGAAAACAGGACGCGCAUUGUUCCAACAAUGUUGGCCAAUCAUAAAUUUGUAUGGCCUGGCUUUUGAAUAAAUAACUCAUUUCUCAAAUUUUUUGGAAGCAAACGAAAACUUUCAGGAGCAACCACACGACUUCAGUUUACCUUUUAUGUAACUCGUUCGAAUGAUAAGAUUGAAAAAGUAAAAUAAAUUCGCAAAACUUUCCAAAAAUCGAGAUUUUUCGAGUUCGGACAAAGUUCUGUAUCUUUUUUUCUGCAUAGUGUUAUAGGAGUACAGUUAAUUUUAAACUGAACUUCAGAUUGUGUAGUAGUAAAUACUAUAUGAAGCAAAAUUGUGAGAAGUGCUUUUUCUGGUUGAAAACUUUUUAAAAAAAGUCCUUCAAAAAAAGAAAAAAACUUAGUAAACAACCUAAUAGCAAUAGUUAGUCCAAUAAAUCCAUAAAAAGGACUUCUAUAAAAUGAAUGUGAGAAACUUGAAAGUGAUCAACGAUUGCUGUUGACGGAAUUGCACAAGAAAACUAUAGAUUACUGUAAAAAAACUUUUUUUUAAAAUAUACUGCACAUCGUUUCAGGACCCUUUGUUUUUGGUAAAACCGUAAAAUUUCGAAUUUUUCGGAAUUUCUUGUAUUUUGAAUAUUUUAUAGCGACAACCUGAAAAAGUCUGAUUUCUCUUUUUCUCUGCGCCCUCUUGCUCCCGUGCUGUUUCUCUGUUUUUAUGACCUAGCCAGUGAGGGGAAAGAGAGCGCAGACUGGUCAGAGUUUUUAAAGGCAUGGUGAACGGGCUAUUGAGAUUUAGAAAAAAGUUUGUUAACCAGCGUUUUUAUGAAAUAAUUUUUUAUUGACCAGAUUUCAAAGUUAUUCAAUGAUAAAAUCGAUUUUUGCAGCUCACUGAAUGACGUCAUCUCUGUGGCUCCAGCCGCUCCGAACACGAGCCGACCCAGCUCCUACACGAACGCCUCGACAAUCCUCGCAGAUCUUCUCUCCGACUACGAUAUUCGACUGCGGCCUGGAUUUGGAGGUCUUGUUUGCUCCAUUGAUAAUCAGGAUUUUUUGGAGAAAUUGACAGGAAUUUUUUUGAAGUGUGAAGAAGAUUGUGUAACUGACAGGGGAAUUAGAGUUGGUGGCGGUAUUAAAGUUUAAUUUAGAGGUACUUUUGGGCGUGCUAGAGGCGCGAAUUUAGCGUUCUAGUCCAGAAAUGGUACCUCAAAAUUUGGAAUCUACCAAUAAAGUAGAAAAGAUGGAUUUUAAGGAUUUGAGGCUUGAUAAAUUUAAUAAUUAACCAAAAAAAUGUGCGAUUUUGAGUUCUAGUCAAGUUAUUACAUUAAAGUUUGGGAUCCAGCAUUGAGCUGGAGAAAAUGUGUGCUUUCAGUUUUAAAAAUCAUCAAAAAUUAAUCGAACAGGUGCGAGUUUGUGUUUUUGAUUCGGAAAACAAACUUUUGCCAUCAAAGGGAAUAAAUGCAGAGUGAAACAAAAAUUUCAAAGCCUUUUUAAAAAUUAAAAUAAAUGGUAAGGAAAUAAAUAAAAAAAUGUUUCAUAGUCCCAAGAAAAAAAUAUUAGUUAGUUGAAGAAAGCUUUUUUUAUUAAUUUUAUUCGUAUUCUCUUAAAAAAAUCGGAAUCAAUCUUGAAGACAUUUCCAGCUUUUUUUAGUUUGUUCGGAUACGUAUAUGAGCUCAGAAAUGCUAUUAGUUUGAUAUUAUUCUUUGACGUCAACCAUCUCAUUUUUAUUUAUUUGAAGUUUUAACUUAACUUAAAAGUGUCUAAACUCGUCAACACAGAGAGACUUAUCAUCAUGAAUGUAUCACUGAUGGGAAAAAUUUUUUUAGUGGCCACUAUAGAGGUUAUCUACUUAGUGGCCACUUCAGUAGUUUUUCAUCCAGUUUUCCUUCCAGUAACUCUGAUAAUUUUAAAACAAACAGUAUGGACCAGUUAUGUUGAUCCAUUGAUCCCUAAAGUGGCCACUAAAGUUUUUAGUGGUCUAGCAGUAGCACUUAGACAUCUAUAGUGGCCACUAAUUUGACUACUAUAGUCGCCACUAAAACGUCAAAACCCUACAGUGUCCACUAAAAAUUUUCCCAGUAGAUGUAGUUUUUCACUUUGUUUCUGGAUCUGUGCUGAAAAAUGGCAGAUUAGAAUAAAAAAAUGAAAAAUGUAGAAGUUCAUCAGCUGGAAUUUUAUCAGUCUUUUAGCGAUUUUUGGAUUUUUGAUCUUGGAUCGAUUUCUUUUUUUUUUGUAACUCUUUGUUUUUUGUUAACAAUGGGAGGUACUUCAAGGGUCAUCCAGAAAAAUUCACUUGUCCAAAAAUUGAGCGCCUGAAAAAUUUAUUUUUUUAUUAUUUUUUUCUUCUUUUUUUCAAUUUUUUUUCCAAACUUUCUCUUAGAUCUUCUCAAUAUGUUGAAAACAAAAUUUGGAAUCAGCUCAAAAUACGGCGUCUAAUACUUCUAGUCAUUUUUUGAAGAAUCGAUUAGGAUACAUUUUAUCUCUGAAAUUUACUAUUUAGGCUCUCAUCUUAAUGAAUUUUUGAACCUCGGUAUCUAAAACCGGAUGUUUCUGAUCAUUUUUAAGGAUCACUUAAGUGGGCUGACGGUGCUAAAGGGGUCACUAGGAACGCUCCGACAGGUUUGCGUUACCAAGGCCUGAACUCAGGUAACAGUAGGGAAUCUGCUUUUAGUUCCUCGGAAGGUUUUUGAAAGCUUUCCAGCGGAGGGUCAAAUACCUUCCAAAUAUUUUCGCAAAAGCUCUACUUACCUGCCCGAAGCCUGCUGGAAGGCACCUGGCAAGCAUUUGUGAUUUUUACCUUUCGAAGAUCUUCCCAAAGCCUUCUCGAGACCUUUUAUCUUUCAUUCACCUGCCAACUCCUGCUGGUUGCCUUCUCUACACCUUCUCCCAUUUUUAAACCGUUUUUCAGCUUUCCAAAUAAAAAAAAACGUCUUAUCGCCUUAAGGAACAAUGCGAUUUUUCAAAAAGUCGGUUAAGAUCAAUCUUCCUAUGAAAAUUCUUAUUCAAACUCUCCCCUUGAUUUUUCUACAGCUUCUCCCCAAUUUUCGAGCUGUUCUUUUCAUUUUUUGAACAACUCUUCGGUCUCGAGGAAAGUUGCAAUUUGUCUGCGAAGAGAACAAGAGUGAUUGGAUUGCGGCCGAUGAGAAUCCGUCUUCAUUUCGGGACGACGUCGUCAGCAAGGAGUCGUCGCGUGUCCCCAAUCAUCUCAUCUCAUUUCCCGCCCUCUCUUUCCAGCCCCCCUAUUUCAACAUUUUUAUUUGCAAAGGCCUUGAGGAGCAGGAAAAACAAGCAUUUUUGGGGGAUCUUACCUGGAAAUGAGCAAGAAGUUUUUUGAAAAAUCUCCGGAAAGCUGGUUGGAAGCAUGUGCGCUCCAUGGAUAAUCUGAUGGAUAAGGUGUUUUUAAGCGAUUCGGUGGUUACUUAAGAAAUGUCAGAGUUUUUUUUAGCUGAACUAUGAGAAAAGAAUCAUGAAGAAUCAGGUUGGAAGCAUGUUCGUUCCUGAAUAAUCUGACGAUUUUUACGUUUUUGAACUGCUAAGUGUUCACUUAAGUGGCGUUAGAGUGUUUUUUGAAUUAAAAAAAUAAGCGUGGAUACGUAGAAAAAAACUGGUCUUGAGUAUUGAGUACGAUCCAUGGAUCUGAUGGAUUGGAUUUUUUAUGUUUUUGAGGGACAUUUUUAAGUGACGUAUAGCCUCUUUUACUUGAAAACUAAGUGAAUUUUCAUAAAAAAAACAUUCGGUUCGAAGCAUGUGCGCUCCAUAGAUAAAGGGAUGAAUUUGAAUUUUUUGAGCUGUUUUGGGAUCGCUUGAGUGACGCUAGAAUCUCUUACAGCCGUAAAAUGAGAAAGGAUUCAUGAAUAAUCGGGUUAAAAGCAUGUACGCUCCAGGGGUAAUCUGGUAUUUUGAUUAUCUGGGUCAUUGAUCCCUUAAGUGGCUGUUUUCACAUAGGAAAUGAGCAAGGAGACAGAAAAACGAGCCAUGAGAAAAAUAUUUUCUUUUUUUGGUUCAUUUCAUAAUUUUUUUUUGUAACUCAGUCAAUUCUCCGAAGUUCCUGAUGAGAAAUUAAUCACAAAAAGAAUUUUUUUUUUCGAUUUCCACAAAAAACUGGCUGUAGGAUAUUACCGUUUCAAUGAAACCAUAAUAAGCUUCAAAGUAUGUCUGACAAUAAUACCGUAUUAUAAAAAAUAAGAAAGCAAAGUUCAAAAAGAUUUACCCGCUUCCGACGGUGGCCACCAGGGAGUCAUUGUAACAUUUCAUCUCACCAUUUUUUCCUCCGUUCCUUUUUGGCUUGGGAAAUUCAAAAAGACUCCGUUUUUUGUCUUUCUUGAGAGUUGAAUGUUUAAGUACUCAAAGUUAAGCGUCUAGGUCUAACAGAUCAAAAAUUUGGGACGAUUGUCAUUUUUUUGAAGUUAGUUUUGAUCGCAACGCUUUGAACCAUUCCAAGUGCGACCACGGCCUUUUAAAUCGAUGUUUCGAAUAAAAUCAUAUCAGAAGUUUAACAAACAGGUUAUCUGAAGGAAAUGUGUAGGGCGGGAGAUUUUAUUUUAUUUUAUUUUUUGAUGAAAUUCGCUUACUGACGUCAUAGGAAUAUAUUUAUGAACUUAAUGUCGACGAAUGAAAAUUUUCACGAGCUUAAUGACGUCAUACACUAAUAUGUUUGAACUUAAGGACGUCAUAUGACAGUUUUCAUGGAUUUAUUGACGUCAUACAGCAAUAUUUAUGAAUUUAAUGACGUCAUAUGAGAAUUUUCAUGAGCUUGAUGACGUCAUAUGACAUUUUUUAUGAGGUUAAUGACGUGAUAUGAGAAUAAUUUUGAGCUUAAUGACGUCAUCGAAUGAAAAAGCGUGAUUAACAAAAUCAAAAAAGCAAGAAAGUCAGAGACGUAAUCAAUAGAUCCAUUUUUCUUAUCCUUAUGACGUCUGUUGUUCUUAACUUGCUAAUGACGUCAUUUGAAAUGAGUAUGUUCCUUUGAAGUUUUAUUCUGAAGGAAAGAUCCUAAGAAAAAUCGCUUUGAGAUUUUUUAUCACAAUUUUUUCAAGAUUUUCAUCAUUCGAUGCUCUGAAUCCGUUUCCGUUCGCCGAAGAAAAAUGAAAAGAUCCAUAAAAGGAAACAAGAAGAAGGAGAGGAAGAAGAAGCGGUGUUGAUGGAGGGCGCGCAUUUUCCUCCCGGGGGAUCGCCUGUCAUCAUCCGCCGGGCCUGUCAGCACCGAUGUUCCCAUCGACAAGAGCUCCGAGGCUUCCAGGGCAGAACUCUUUUUGUUUUCCGAUCCCAGCCAAGAAGCCUUUUUUGAUCGGUCAGGGUAGAAGGGAUGGGAAGCUGGGAGAUUUUUGAAAGGUUCUUUUUAGAGUCUUCUAGAGGGUUAUGGAGAAAAUUUUGAAGUAAUUUUGUCAGGAACUGAAUUUGAAUAUUUUUAAGUGUUUUCCUUUUUUCAGCCUUGUUUUAUUGGUCAGAGCGGACGUGAUUUUUCAUAUAGAGAGAAGCUCGAAGAUUUUCAAAAGGAGGUUCAGGGAUUUUUGUAGAGUCCUAAAAAGUUAUCCAAAGCUAAAUUGUAAUUUUUCCUUUGAUUUUUUUGGUUAUGAGACAAGAAGGCUUUUUUUUUCAAUUGGUCAGAGUAGGACUUUUUACUUGGAAGGAAGCUUGAAGAAAUCUGGAAGCAUUUGUAGAUUUUGAAAUACUGCAGAAAAUUAUUAAGAGAUGAAGUUUGAUUUUUUUCCUUUUAUUUCAGUCGGUCAGGGAUAGGAUUUUCGUAUAUUAUUGAGUCAAGAGACCAAAUUUAGUUCUCUUUCCGAUGCUUCAGGAAAAAUUUUUUUCUUCUGAUUUUUUUGGAGGGGGAGGGGCGUAUGAAAAUGUUCUGAAAAAGAUGGUAGUGGUUUUUUUGGAAAAAAAGUUGUGAUUUUCGGAGAGUUCUGAAUAAAUUUUUUUUAACGCAAUUCUAUGAAAUUAUUCUGAAUCAAACAGAAUAGAAAGCAAAGUUUGGUUUUAUUUCUUCGUCAAUAUUCUAAUUCAUCAGAGAUGGAAGGAAAUUUUUAGAAAGAAGUUAGGAAUUUUGAAGGAGUUUUAAUUUUUCCUUUACAUGAUUCGGUAGGAAAUGAUGAGUACAGUAAAGAGGUUAAUCAACGAAAAAUAUUUAGAUUUCAAAUUUCAUUCCAUUUUCAAAAAAAGACUGAUUUUUCAUGCAGGCGAUGCACUUCUCCUCACGAUGGACGUCAUCAUCGCCUCGUUCGAUGCGAUUUCUGAAGUUGACAUGGUGAACAUUUGAAAAACUUCAGUGGUUUGAAAUUUUUGAAGCUGAAGACGGGGCAUUCGAUCAAUUACUUUUUCAGUGUAAAGUUAAAAUUGAAAAAAAAGAUUCCGAAACGUUAAUUAACACUCUUUAGCCGUUUGUUGGUUUCUGCACCUCAAAAUAAGAAGAAAUAGUUGAUUACAUUUUUUCCUAGGACUAUCUUGAACUCGGAAAUCAUCAAAAAACGCCCUGGUAGAUCAAAUUUCUUUCAAUACCAGAGAUUUAUCAGAUUACAGUUUACAGAUUACUCCAAAAGAAAUGACAGCCAUUUGAAGUUUAAUAGUAUUUUUUUCAAGUCUUAACACCGAAUCCCUUGGUCGCAUUUAGAAUGACUCACAGUGAGGCGGUUGAAAUUCAACAGCUUUUUCCAAUAUUUUCCUCGCGCGCAACUCGUUUUGGGUCGGGUGCGAUGUGAAAAAAACCGUCGAGCAUGUGCGCUCGUUGAUAUUUAACUCAGUUUAAACCUCUUAAUUUGAAAAAAAUGCUUGAUUUUAAAAAUUAAAAGGAUCAGUAUCAUUCAAGUUCAAUACUUUUCCACUUUCUCAUUUUUUUCCUAUCUUUAUAAUUAUUUAUUCGCAAGACUCGAAAAUGUAUGACCUGUCUGCGCUCUCUUUUCUCUCACCGGCGAGGACAUAGAAAAAGAGCGAGAGACUACGUGAAUAUGAGAGAGCGCAGAGAACCGCAGAGAAAAUCUGUCGCAAACGGCUUAUGAAUAAUCAAUUUGUCUUAAAUUUUUGAUCCUAUUUUGGAGCUUUGAAAUUUCAUUCGUUCAAUCUACACGGAUUAAAUUAGUCUGACCUGUCUGCCCUCUCUUUCCUCUCGCCGGCGAGGUCAUAGAACAAGGUAGAGAGUAUUUUAAUAUGAGAGUGCGCAGAGAAAUCAGUCCGAUCUAUAAACUACCGAUAAAGAAUUUCAUUGCUGUCAUUUUAAGUUUUAAAUAUUAAUUAGUCCAUUUGUCACUAAUUCAAUCUGUCUGACCUGUCUGAUCUUUCUUUUCUCUCACCGGCGAGGUCAGAGGAAGAAGAAAGAGCAUGAGAGGUAGCAGAGAAAUCAGUCUUUUUCAUUGCUAAUAAGCUUAAAAGUCUUUCAUUUCUCCUCGUUGUGAACUCCGAAUUCAGGACUACACCCUGACGAUGUACCUGCAUCAGUACUGGACCGACGAAAGGCUUUCCUGGAGCCCGGAUAGUCCGAUCGAUGAGAUGACCCUCAGUGGAGAGUUCUCCCAGUAAGAGUCCGGAUGGAUGCCUUGAUUUUAUAAUCUUUUCCAGGAACAUUUGGGUUCCGGACACUUUUCUGGCAAACGACAAACACUCGUUUCUACAUGAAGUCACUGAGAGGAACAAAAUGUUGAGGAUCGGCUCGGAUGGCAAGAUUGCCUAUGGAAUGAGGUACGGGGAAGAAAUGGCCGCGAGAGUUUAGUAUUCUUCGCUCUAUCGAUAAGCUUUUGAGAAGCUGCUUUUUCAAAAAAAAAAAAAGCAAUUUUUUGUUCGGAUAGCUUUUGGAAAUGAUCCAGUGAAUAUUUGUUACCAGGGAGGGGUCCCUGGUCGCAGUGGGACCUCUGAAUAAGACCAGGUAGAUGUAGUUUCACACGCUGAUUCUAAAUCUGCUUUCCAAAACUGCGGCGGAGGUCCUUGAAAAAAGUUAUGAACCCUCAAAAGGUUAGUAUGAAAAAACCAAGUUUUCAAAAUGCGAAGUUGUCCAUCAGCGAUGCGCCCUUGUUCAGCUACUUUACUCUAUUUUUAGAUUGAUGAAAUAUUCAGCUCUUUUUUCAUUAUUGAUUCGUUCCAAUCAAGCUUUUAUAAGAACAGCUGCACUUUACAGAUUGACCUCAACGUUGAGUUGUUCGAUGAAUCUUCGAAAUUUCCCGCUCGACGCUCAAAAUUGCACGGUAGAGAUUGAAUCAUGUGAGUUUUAGAGUUUUCCGCAUGGAUGGGGGGUUUCGAGAAAGCGUAAAAAACUUGGUUAAUGCCUGAAAAAGAGCAGAUUUUCUUGUUGGAAGUGGAAAAAACUUUAAUUGUCAUCUAGACUUUCUAUAAAGGCCAUGUUGGCCCGGGGGCUCUUCGGGUGUACCCGUAUAAAAUUCUUGUUUUUUGAAGCUCCAUGUGGCCCAGUUGUGCUGAAACGGGUUUUAGAAGAAUUAAGGGACCCAGCUCUUUUUAUUUCAAUAAUCGGAGACCCACCCGGGUUAAAACGGUAUCUCAAUUGUGAUAACAAAUGCAGAAAGUUCUACCAGAUGUGCUUGUACGGGCUCAGAGCCCGUUCCAGCCUUUUGCGCGCAAAAAGAAUUUUAAAAUGUACUGAGAUAUGCCGCACUUUUCGAGGGGUAGGCCGCAGUUUGAGAAAUGGGAUCCAGCCGACGUCUGGUACGUCCCGUUCCAGCACGCCUGAUCUAUAGCUGAUUCACGACUGGCUCGAGCCAUCAAAAAAAGGGUCCUGACACGAUAACGCGCGAGAUAGCGCCUGGCUCGUGGAGAGCGCAGACAGGACACGCCCCCUCAGCGUCCCAAGCUAGCCGUGAAUCAGCUGUACCCUCAUCAGCAUGAGAAUCUAGAAAACUUGAUUCUACAGUUUUUACCGUUCCCGUUUCACAGAUGGGUACACGACUUCCGAGGUUCUGAUGAAGUGGAAUCAUCCGCUGGCUGUUCACGGCGUUGAACAGGCCGACGUCCCUCAGUUCACGAUCACUGGAUAUCAAACUGAAGACAGCAUCGUCAGCACGGCGACGGGUACCAAAACAUCUCUUCGGGUCCUAGAAAAAAAUAAAAUCGUGGAGAAAUAGAAAAAGCACCAAGCCGUUUAAGAAAAAGAGGCCCUAAGGCAUUUUUUCGAAAAUUAUCUCAAAUCUAAGCGUUUUCUGCUAUUUUUCGAGGCUACAUUUCUCAGAAGUUUUUUCAAAAAUAUACUUUGUAAUUUUCAUUUCCAACUCAAGUUUCUCUAGGUUUCAAAAAAAACUACCUUUCAGAAAGACUCUCCCCUAAAGUUGUCACUAAUUGGCGAAAAAUUCAAAAAUAACCGCAAAAAAGUGAAAACAAUUUAGUCCCUGUUGGUGUAAAAUGUACGUUUCAUGGACAAUAUUUAGUCUCAUAAGUUUAAAGUCUUUAUUGGACCUCAGGAAGUAGAUACAUAUCUUUCACAAAAAAAGUUUCUCCACGCCUGUUUAGGGUGGCUGGUCGUAUUACGGUAGUUUGGAUGGGUUUUUCAAUAAUAAAAUGUAAUCUUGUGUGCUUUUUGUGACGUAACUUACCUUGUAACCUCGAGAAAUAGGUCCUUAACAAAUUGCAAAAAGGAAGAAAAAUUAAAAAAAUUUCCUGGCUCCGAAACUGACUGCGCAAUAUUGACCCGCCGUAGUACUGUCUCAAACAUGCGUGUCUCGGAAUGUUUUUUUUCGAUAGAACGGAUGUGAAUUUUCAUUUUCCUAAAUUAAAGAAAAAAUUAUCUUCUCAAAAAGAGAGUCAUUUUACUUUGCGGUUCUCCUGAAGUUUUGCCAGAACACUUUUUGAUGUUUCAAAAGAAUAUUCUGAAUGUCUCAACCUGCAUAACUACUCCGUUUCUGACCAGGGAAUGGUCUCAGCUCACAGUGGGACUUCUGAAUGAGACCACUUUUACUAGAUGUAGUUUUUCAUGCUGAUUCCAAAUCCGUUCUCAAAAGCUGCCACCGAGGUCUGUGAAAAAAGUUAUGGACCUUCAAAAGUCGAAAAUUUCAUAGUCUCCGAUUUAGUUCAUUUUUGGAGGGUAUAUAGGUCUUGUCCCUCUGGUCACGAAAAACCAUCGAAUUUUUCUCGAAAAAAUUUUGAAGCCAAGAUAUGAGCUUUCAAAGCCCCGCCGCAUACAAGAGAAUGCGCGCGCGGUGUCCUAUUGCGAUCCGACGGCUGUCGAAGCAACGGCAGCGAGGAGCAGUGGAAAGGCGGCGGACUGGGGAGCGCGAGGUCAUAGGUUUGGUCCCCACGCUAUGCAAACUUUUUUUGCAGUUUUUUCUUUUCUGUAUAUUUCUCUGUUAGUGCUCCUUUUUCGAGUUUCGAGAUGUAGAAACAUGAAAAUACUGCGUUUUGAACCUAUUCAAACAAGUGGACUUCUUUUUGUCGCAAAUUUUUUUCAUGGAUUUUUUCGUGAUUUUCCAUGUAUAUGAGCAUAGGUUGGAGUGUCGAAAUUUUCAGAAAAGUUUUUUGGUUUUUUUUCUUUCUCAAAAGCUGUCUAGACCCAAGUUAUCAUAAGUGCGCUGGAAGAAAACGCAUAACUUUUUCACUGACUUUCUCAGACUGCGGUUUUCACUUACCACUCUAGGAGAAGAAAAAAACUUUCGAUUUUAUUUCAGGUUGAGGCUGAAAUUUCCGAGAAGGUUUUUCUGAUUCAUAAAUAAAACAGUUAGAACAAACUCCCCACAAAAAUCUUUCGUUCAAUGUAAAUUUCAUAGUCAGACGGCAAAAAGCGACGGUCAUAGGUGAGCACACUGAAAAGCACGAAGAUUUUAUUGAAGAAUUCUGUAUUCGAUAACCGUAGCUAUGAUGAAUUGAAAUUAGACAAUUUUUGGUAGAAGAAAAGAUUUAAAAAAAACCAAAAAAACUUUUCUGAAAAUUUCGACACUCCAACCUAUGCUCAUAUACAUGGAAAAAUCACGAAAAAAAUCCAUGAAAAAAAUUUUGCGACAAAAAAAGAAGUCCACUUGUUUGAAUAGGUUCAAAACGCAGUAUUUUCAUGUUUCUACAUCUCGAAACUCGAAAAAGGAGCACUAACAGAGAAAUAUACAGAAAAGAAAAAACUGCAAAAAAAGUUUGCAUAGCGUGGGGACCAAACCUAUGACCUCGCGCUCCCCAGUCCGCCGCCUUUCCACUGCUCCUCGCUGCCGUUGCUUCGACAGCCGUCGGAUCGCAAUAGGACACCGCGCGCGCAUUCUCUUGUAUGCGGCGGGGCUUUGAAAGCUCAUAUCUUGGCUUCAAAAUUUUUUCGAGAAAAAUUCGAUGGUUUUUCGUGACCAGAGGGACAAGACCUAUAUACCCUCCAAAAAUGAACUAAAUCGGAGACUAUGAAAUUUUCGACUUUUGAAGGUCCAUAACUUUUUUCACAGACCUCGGUGGCAGCUUUUGAGAACGGAUUUGGAAUCAGCAUGAAAAACUACAUCUAGUAAAAGUGGUCUCAUUCAGAAGUCCCACUGUGAGCUGAGACCAUUCCCUGGUGAGUUAUAACUAGGGUUCGGAGCCCCGAAACAACUCAUUUCAUAGUCCUUUUCUGACCGUUUGAAAAAAACCUUCCUCCUCAUUUUGGAAUGAUGUUUUCUUAUUUUUCUAACUUCGAUGAGAGAACAGAGAGACGCAGACACGCGAAAACUGUCAAGAGAACAGACUAUAACGGAUUUUGAUGGUUUUCUUUAGCUCUGCAAGGACUAUAAAAUAGAGUUUUCGAGGCUUUAAAUCUUUCCCAAGGAAGUUUUACUUUUAAAAUCUUCACGAUCUUCUUCCGGUACAUCAAAGAGUGCUCUAGCUUCAAGUCCUCAAAGAGACUUUCCAGGAUCCUACCAACGGCUCUCGUUGGUCUUCCAACUCCAGCGAUCCGUCGGCUAUUUCAUCUUCCAAACCUACCUGCCUUGCGUCCUCAUCGUCAUGCUCUCCUGGGUCUCCUUCUGGAUCAAUCACGAGGCGACCAGUGCUCGUGUCGCCUUGGGUGAUUUUUUGGAUUAAAAAAAAUUUUUUUAGUCUUUUUCAAAGUGUUUUCUUUAUCCCUCUCUUCUCUUUUUUGAUAAAUAUUUUUUUACUCUCUUCUCAUUUUUGCUAUAGACAGGUUCUAUGACAUAUUUCUAGACAUUUUGAGAAGCUAAAAUAAUUGUAUGUUUUAAAAAAAGAUGAAGACUUUGAGCAGUUAUUUUGCGCAAUUUUUCUGUUUUUUUCUCUCUUUCAUAGCUUUUUUUUCAUUCAUUUUUUUAUAAAUUGUUGACCUGCGACCCGUAUAUUUUUAAUUAAUUUCAACAAACUCUAUUUUGCGACCGAUAGAAGGUAAGAUCCUUCAUGAAAUUUGGUGAAAUCAACUCUCAAAGAUCGAAAAAAAUAAUAAUAAAGCUUUUUCGCGUUUUUUUCAUAGUUAGUUUACCCUUUAUUUUUUUCAUUUAUGUUGAAAUUUCCUGUCUUUCUCUUCUUUUUUUAGAGUAAGAGUUUUCCAUUUUGAUAUUUUAAGGAAAGGAGGCAGAAUUAUUGCAGAAUGGUUAAAAAAAUAUUGAAAGUACGGAAAUUUUCAAAAUAAGAACCGUAUGAAUUUUUUUUUUACCUUUUUCCAGCCCUCAUUUUUUUGCUCGAAUAGUAAUUUUUCUUUUUUCCCGAUUGUAACCCUGCAGAAAAAUUGCAUCAAAAAGGCUCAAUUUUCCAGCUUUAUUCAAUCACUGAUUCCUUUUUUUUCAAGGUAUCACAACGGUUCUUACAAUGACAACCAUCUCGACGGGUGUUCGACAGUCCCUCCCAAGGAUUAGUUAUGUCAAAAGUAUCGAUAUUUACUUGGUUCGUUUCUCAAAAAUAUUUUAACCCAAAAAUAAUUUAGGUAAUGUGUUUCGUUUUUGUGUUCGCCGCGUUAUUGGAGUACGCGGCCGUCAAUUAUUCCUAUUGGGGCUCGGAACGGAGGCAGAGGAAAAGCGGAGAAGAAGGGUCAGUUGACAGGAAUUAGGAGGGAAAUUCAUGAAAGUCGUGGAAAUAUUGAGAAAAAAGAUGGAAGAAAUGGCCGAAAAAGUGUUCAUUUACGGAUCUUUCGAGCAAAUGCGCUCUGAUGAACAAUUUUUGAUUGAGCACUCGAGCCUCGGUUACUUAAUAAAGUUAGAAGUGUUUUCUUUGAAAAACUAUAGAGAAAAACUUUUUUGAAGUGCUCUCUAUUGAGAACGUGUUUCUUUUUGAGUAAGACCAACAUGCGCAAGUAGUUUUUCGUCGGGUGCUCUGAAAAAUCGAGACCACGACACACUCUUUGCCCCGUACUAGAGCCUUCUGCAUUUUCAAAAGUUUCCAUUGAUUUUAAAGAUCAGUGGAUUUCGCAGAAAAUCAUAGUUUCGUUUUUUUUUUCUUAAGAUUUCUAGUAAUCACGAAUUGGAGGAAUGAUUGAAAAGCUCAUUUUCCCCAAAAUUUUUCGAAUUAAGUUUUCUCAAAAUCAAGUUCUGUUCAACUAAUUAGAGCAAAUCGAAUUUCAGGUGGCCAGUGAACAAAGAAGACCGGGAAAGUGCUGUAAAUGUACAGAAAUGGGUCCCGAGUGGAUUUAUGGAUGUGAGUUUGUACUUUUUUUCAAAGAGAAAAAGGUAAAAUAGAAAUAUUAUAAAAUAUUAAGGGGAUAAGUGACUUUAGAUUCCUUUCUAAAUCCUGAUUUUUAUUAGCUCGUAGCUUUGUUUUUUGAAAAUUUUAAUUAAAUUGCGGAAAUUCUUUCAAUGCUUUCGAGUCUGAAAAUGAGAACAACUUUGCGAAAAUUGAAUUUACACUGUAUAUACCAAAAAAUGUUUAAUACGAGCAUUUUUUCGGAAAUACAGUGUUUUGCCAGUCGCCAGCGUAGCUAUCGUGAAGCGCUUUAUUGACGACUGA